UGAAUGGCAGUGACUUUUAUCGAUCAAGGUGCAUCAUUCUCGUCAUUACUAACACCUUAUCAUAUCGCUCUUGUUCUUUUUCACCUCUCAAAUUGUCCGUCUAAAGCGAUUUUGCUAAACAUCGCAAAAAUGCUGACGGAGGAAGAGCAAGUCAUUCUGCGGUAUCAAAAUGCCAAGAGGAACCUGGAUCUGAUUGCCGGACUGUGCUUCCUUAUUUCCAUUAUCAUUUGCCCCACGCUGUACUUCGUCUUUGGCAACCUCGUCUUUAUCCUCUUCCUUCCCGUCUUCCUGCUGGUGAUCAUCGAAUGCUUGGCCACACUUGCCUUAAUGAUUAUGAAGAGGCGCGCUCUUCGCAAAGUUGAAAACCUGCGCAACCUCGAGGAGGCGCGCAACCCCACGAUGGAAACGGAACCGAAGAAACUGCCCAAGAAGAUUUCUGGCAUCAUCACCAUUCCCCAGCACGAGCACGCCCUUCAGAUGCAACUCGCCCAGAUCCAUUAUGCUUAUGACCCGCCAAACUACGAACAACCCCCACCCUAUCGCAUGGUCAUCUUGAACACGCCGAUUUCGGCCGUGCAGCAGCAGCAGAUCAAUCAAUUGAGAUACUGAUUUGCAGUUCCAAUCAACUAAUCUACAAGUACCUAUUGAAAAUGUGAUCAAAAUAACCACUAGAAAUAUUUUUGAAUCAUAAAAUACGAGAAGAAAUAUUUGAAAUUUAAUUUUGAGAUGUAAUUUUGAAUUUUAAAUUUUUCACCUCUAUAAAAUAUGUAAAAUAGUA
This is a messenger RNA of Neocloeon triangulifer, 778 nucleotides long. RefSeq lists its product as uncharacterized. The record is from RefSeq and is a predicted model, not a curated record. The transcript is spliced from 4 exons. Bases 4 to 609 code for a protein of 201 amino acids. NCBI's taxonomy places the organism in Eukaryota, Metazoa, Arthropoda, Insecta, Ephemeroptera, Baetidae.